AUGAACAAAAUACUAAAUACUAUUGAUAAAUUCGAUAUUUUUGGAGUUCCAAUAAGUCUUUUAACUGAUGCUAAGGCUUCUUUAUAUAAAAGUAAGUUUGGUGGAAUAAUUACUCUUUUGAUUGGAAGCAUUAGUUUAACAUAUUUUUUAUAUAUUAUUAUAUUAUGGAUUGAUCAUCAAAUACCUCCUAUUGUGAGUUUUAAAUAAUAAACUAUCUCAUAUGCUGAAUUAAAGUUAUCAAAUUCUAUUAUUGAAUUAGAAUUAUAAGAUUUUUUAGGAGAUGUAGAUCCAUUUAGAAAAGAAAAUAAUAUUAUCACUCCUAAUUUAUACAUUGUUCUAAAUACAACUAUAUAUGAUAAACCAAUUCCAUUAUUUAGUAGUGAAGAUAAACCAUUUAAAAUAUCAAUAGAUAAUGGUACAAUAGUUUUAAACCAUGAUUAUACAGGAAAUGAUAGUCGUUUGGAAAUGACAUAAUAUUUACUUGUUUUCGAAAGUUGCUCUAAUUUAACAGCUAUACCUGGAAGUUAUUGUGCUGAUGAAAAUGUAAUAAAUUAGUAUUUAUCUAAAUUUCAUGGAUUUUUAUUCUUAACAAUUAAAUUAAAUUAACUUUAAUAUUCUACAGGAGAAUUAGAAGAAAUUUAAAAAUAAUAUUAUACAGCCUUAGAACUAUCUAGACCUUUAUAUUCAUAAGUUAUGCUUAAAUAGUAAGAAACCAUUAUUGAUAAUGGUAUAUUAUUUAAUAAUUAUAAACAAUAUUCUUUCUUAAACAAUUAUGAGUUAAUUAAUUAAUAAGUAGAUAAUUUUUUCAUCUCUUAGAUAAUUAGUUAAAUGUCAAAAUAAAAAUAUGAAUUUAAGAGUUUUGGUUGUUAUUUAUUUAGAAUUGAUAAUAUUGCUGUGACAGAAAAUAUAACACUGCCAAAAUUAGGUUAAAUUUUAGCUUAAGUAGGGUCAAUUGUGUAGGUUAUCUUUUUGUUAAAAUAUAUUGCAAUAUAUUAUAAUCAAAUUUUAUUGGAAAAUUAAUUACUUUACGAAAUAGUAACUAUGUAUUAUCCAGAUUUAAAAAAAAUCAAGUUGAACUAUUUCAACCAAUUAGAAAUUAAGCCAAAUUCACAAAAUAGUAGCGAGUAUUCAAACUAAAAUAUUAAAUAUCUAUAUAUAACUUUUAGUAAAAGAGCAAAGGAAAAAUGCAGACUAAAUAAUAUUUUAUAUGAAAUCUCAAGACUAUAGUUUAUUAUUUAAUAAUAAUUUGGAGACUAAGUUUUAUAACAGAGUCAUUAAAUGGGAGGAAAACUAUCAAAUAAUUAUUUAGAUCAUUAAAAUAGUAAGGAAUCAAAUCGAUUAACUGUUAAACCAGCUAAUUCUUUAGAUUUAGAAAAUGAGUAUGUUUUAUUGGAUCCAUUAGAAAUAUUGUAAAAAUAACCUUGGAGUUGA
Paramecium primaurelia is the source of this 1431-nucleotide messenger RNA. The record is from the annotation of a GenBank genome assembly. Lineage: Eukaryota; Ciliophora; Oligohymenophorea; Peniculida; Parameciidae.